AUGGAGCUAGUUGGGAGUGUUUUCACAAUGUACAAAACCAUUGAUGUCUCCAGAAACAAACUCGAAGGAGAUAUCCCUGAAUCCAUUGGUUCACUCAAGGAACUCAUUGUGCUCAACAUGUCAAACAAUGCUUUCACAGGUCGUAUUCCACAAUCUCUGGCGAACUUGACCAAUCUCCAAUCAUUGGAUCUAUCUCAAAACAGGUUAUCUGGUGAAAUCCCACCACAGCUCGGGAAACUCACGUUUAUAGAGAGGAUGAACUUCUCUUACAACAGACUCGAAGGUCCAAUACCACAAGGCACUUAG
This is a messenger RNA of Arabis nemorensis, 306 nucleotides long. The record is from the annotation of a GenBank genome assembly. Lineage: Eukaryota; Viridiplantae; Streptophyta; Magnoliopsida; Brassicales; Brassicaceae.